CUUCAGACAUAGACUAAGGAAGCCUUAAAGUCUUUCUAUACACUGAAUUUUGAAGACUUUCACCUUUAGUUUUUCAACUUUCUCAACUUGCUGUACUUUACAACCUCAUUUCAUUUACUGGGUAUUCUACUACUGUGUAUCAAAUGUACCCAGAUAAUCUCAAAAUACAUAAACCAUGGAAAGACUGUGCCAGAGAGGCCUUGUCAAACAAUGCAGGGCUCUUUGCCUGAUGUGGAGGAUGAGAAAUUAAUAAUUUCUCAUCUCAGUUUCUGUGUCCAUGGGUCUCUAGAAGGUGGAGCAGCCACCAUACAGUGUCUGCAGAUGAGCUGAUAGCUCUGGCUGGCCUGUGCACAGAGCCUUGGGAAAAUAAUUCUUAGAAAAGGGACUUAAUCAGCUGCCACACUACGCUGAUUUGCACAUAAUUGUGUCUGUCUUUUAAAAGCCAGAGAUAAAAGGACAGAAUUUGACACCUGCUCAUUGCUCAUUUUCCCAGCAGCUCUCCAGGCUGGAGCACAGUUGCAGAGUUUGAGCGAGGAAAAAGGUUUUGCCACCCGGGUUGUCAAUGAAAAGGAGAAGGGUUUGCAGGAAUGCUUUGCAGCACUUGACAGAUGAAGCCCAAGGCAUGGCUUGCAGUCCUGGACAUCCUGGUUAAUGGCAAGGUGUGUGACUGUGACGUCGUGGUGACGUGCCAAGUGGGGGACCCUGUCCCCUUGCAGGUGAAGCUGACCAACUGGAGCAAGCACAGCGUGGGACCCUUUGCUCUGACCAUGAUGCCCUACCAGGACUACCAGAAUGGGGUGCACAACUAUGACCUGCAGGAUGCCAUCACCUUUGUGGGAUCCAACACCUUCUACAUCGACACCGUAAAGCCAACCAAAGACUCUGUGUACUUUGGAUCUCUUCUCUUCCUCUACACGGGCGAUUUCUACCUGAAUAUCAAAUUCCAUGAAGACAACUGCAGCAGGGAGCUGCCUCUGUCCUGGCUCUGCCUUCCCAGUGUCCACAUCCGUGCUACAGAUGGCCCCAGCUAAGCUGUGAAUGCCCUGUGUGCUGCUUGAUUAACCACAGCACACAGCAAUGCUUGGCACAUCCUCUGCUUCACCCCUUGUUUCUGUCCAACCCCAGGACACAGUCUCUACUUUGGAGGAACAGCUGAACACUUUCUGAAUUGGCUGAUAGUCAUUUAGACAGCUGCUUUAGCUAAUUUCAGAGGGAGGGAGAGAGAGAGAUUAUAACUGUGCUGAAGUUUUCCUCUGUUUCCAGAAAGCCUUUGAAACUAUGUACAUUAUACUUCAAUACACUCCAUUGAUAUCAGUAGUUUGAAAGAGUCUUGAGGGCUGAAUUUUGCCAUGUGUUUGAAGGUCUUAAAUCCUAUUUAAAUAAUCCUGUUUGAUCAUUUUUCAGUAAGAUUUGUGUAUGAAAUUCCUCCUGGUUUAUGCUGGACCCAUGGCAUGUUCCCUUGGGGUAUAGAUCUCUGUUAGAUUUGUUAGAUUUGUUUGGCUUGCUCUUGUUCAUUUGUUUGCUGAGAAUUUGGUGUCUUUGGUAGGAAAUGGCAGUAGUGGUGCUUUUUAGUGUGCUGCUCAAAGUAAGAAUAGCCUCCAGUUAUUCUCUCCCUCCCCUGAGCCCAGUGCCACUUGCUCCUGGUAAAGUCACUGCCUUUAGUUUGGCAGAUCUAUGAACUAGAAAGGAGAGAGGGUGAGGAAGAGCAAAAGAGUUUUGUCCUUGAGAGAAAAAAUAAGCCAACUUUUGGGCUGCCUAAGGCUUGCCUGUGAAUUUAGGCUUUCACAGUUCUGUUUUACACAGUCACUUGAAAUAUUUGCAGACUCUUAAAGAUCCACCAGAAUUAAUCAGAUGAUCGUUAAUGUAACUUUUCGUGAGUUUUUGCAAACUCUUCUUCUCAUCAGAUUUUUCAUACUAAUACACUGUUUUUUAAAAUGUGUCUGGAUUUUUUCCUCUUUUUUUAGUUUUCUUUAGAGGGUUUUUUUACGUUUAAUUAUUAGGCAAUUAAGGCCAUGGAAUUCUUGAGUGUGAAAGUAGUUGUUGAAUGUACUGAUAAUUUAGCCUAUUUUUCAGGAUAAUGUUUUUGUAUAGUGAGACAUGUUUUUACCCCAUGUAAAGCAGGGAGAUGUCUUAGCUGUAUGAUUAAUACAUUAUUUCAUGGAGCAUAUGUUUAAAACCUAUCUCAGUCUUUUCUUAAAUACAUAGUUAAAUUCGGUGGUAGUAUGCUUUGGGGGUGGAUAUACCAAGAUGUGGCAGGGACACUCCAGUUAGCUGUACAUGAUUUAAAUCUACAUGCACAACCUCUCUGCAGAUUCUUUGUUUCUUUAGAAUUCAUGCAAACAUGGGCCCCCACUGAAUGCCUGGCCUGACCCUUCCUGCUCAGUUCUGACUCUCUGCAUCAUGCCCAGGGGUAUUUUAGAUGUGACUGGUGUUUUCCAUAGGAAAGACAGUGCUCAAAACUCUAUUCAUUGCAUGCUUGCAUAUGAUUGUUCAUCCUAAAUAUAUUCCUAACCUGAGGGAACUGUGGCUGUAGCAUGGUAGCUGUCUUUGCAGUGUAUGCAGGGUAUUAGCUGUAAAAACCUGUGUUGUGGCAAUGUUAUCAGUAUUUGUGCUUGAGCUGUGGCUCUGUACUCAGCCUUGAAAGUGGAAGCUUUCAGUCUAGACCUGAUGAAAAUCUGAGCCCUGCUGAAGAUUUAUUUGCAAUGAUUCAUUGCUCUGUCAGGUGCCAGUGAGGUCCAGUAAUAAAACUGUUCCUUAGACUGGCACAGUGGCUCUGGGCUUGAGACACCCCUGGAAAGAGGGUCCAACAGCUGAACUGGGCCUGGUUUUCUGUGUUGGUGGAGCUUGGCUAACCAGAUUGUGCCAGAUGAGGCUGAAUUCUCUGUCCCUGCAUAGGCAAUACACAGAAAAAUAAGAUCCAAGGAGAGCAGGAACUAAACCAGUACAUCUUCCCUGUAAAAGCUUGGUUUUGACAUGAAUGUCUGUACUAUGUUGCACAACACUGUUGCAGCAAAAUCCAAAUUGAGUUUUUAUUCAGUGUUCCCAGAAGAAAAUCUGCAGAUUCUAGGAAUACAGCUAAGGCUUUGUAAGGACCACACUGCAUUUGAAAUAAAAUUAUUGUAAAGUAGAUGCUGUUGCAGUCAGGAUCCUUCAAUUUGCCCAGCUAAGGGACUAUUCUCUAAUUAAUUAUUGACAGCAUGCUCCGAGAAGAGAGGGUCUUGUUCUGUGGAGCCUGUCCUGGGAGGCAACAUUCCUGUGCCUUUUACUUAUCCAGGAUCCUGAUGUACAGCCCACUGUAGCUGUUGGAAUGGGAACAGGUUUUAUUACAACAAAAGGAGGCUGCAUCUUUUCUAGGUAUCCAAUAUGCCAUUAUAAAUCUGCCAUAUGUGCACAUAAAUAUAAGUUCUUAUGUGUGAGCUGACCCUUAAAGGUCUGUCUGUUAUACAGUAGACUACUCUAUCCCUUGUCAACUUGGACGCUUAGUUGCUUUUGGCAUUUAUGAUAUCUUCCCCAAUUUUCUCACACUUCUACUUGUCUUAGUGAGAGAGAUGAAACACAAGGUUUUUUUCCUUCUGGGGAUCAUUUUUAACUUGUCCAGAAGGAAGAUUUUAAGUGUUAGUGUAAUUUGGAGAAGGGUUGAGGGCAAGGUGCUUAAUAUCACUGGGGUUGCUGUCAGGAUUGGUCCUUGUACUGCUUGAAAGAAGGAUGAUACUUGUCUUAUCUACGUUCCUUUCUUGGUACUGGAAACUUAUUUUUCUUUCACUGAAACACCCAGCAAUUAUUUGAACAUGAUGAGCUGAACUGUUCAUUGUAAAUCUUAUACAAACCAGUGGUUGCAAUAAAUUAUUCCUAAUUUAAAUGGCCAUUGCUGAGAGCAGAUGUUGAUCCCAUAUAUGAAUGCACUGGAGAAGCAUAAGUUAUGUAACUUUACCUGAAUAAAUACUUGUGUCUUGUUAUUUACACCUC
Messenger RNA from Sturnus vulgaris (Common starling), 3966 nucleotides. The record is from RefSeq and is a predicted model, not a curated record. NCBI's taxonomy places the organism in Eukaryota, Metazoa, Chordata, Aves, Passeriformes, Sturnidae.